AUGUCCAACCACACUGAAGCCAACCGACCACUGGUCGACCCAACUGCCGAAGAAGCAGAUGGCCAUCAACCUACAGAGACGACCAGUCUCCUCCCCAAACCAAAAGCUGCGGACGAGAAGCCCGCCGACGUGCACUAUCGCAACAUUACGGGUCCCCGCUUCCGCUUCCUCUUCGCCAGCAUCAUCUUCGGGUCAACCAUUGCCUUUUUCGAUAGUACCCUGAUGGCCUCGGCACAUCCCGUGAUCACUUCCUACUUUCACGCCUCCAAUGCAGCGUCUUGGGUCAGCACCGUCUUCUACUUGACGUCGACGGUCUUCCAGCCCCUCUACGGUCGCCUGUCUGACACAAUUGGCCGGCGGCCUGUGUUUCUGGCUGCCAUCACCAUGUUCUUUCUUAGUACGGCAUGGUGUGGUGCCGCCGGCAAUAUUGGCAGCUUCAUUGCCGCUCGGGGAGUCUGCGGAUUGGGCGCCGGCGGCGUCAUUUCCAUGGCAGGCAUCUUGACAAGCGAUGUAGUCAAGAUCGAGUAUCGAGGCAUCUAUCAAAGUUACUUCAAUGUGUCAUAUGGUCUCGGUAACGGCCUGGGUGCCGCACUGGGCGGGCUCCUUUGCGAUCGCCUUGGCUGGCGCGCCGCAUUCUACUUGCAGCUUCCAUUCAUCUUCGUCUACGGGAUGCUCGCCUUCUUGUCCUGCCCUGCCGACCUAGGCCCGAAUCUUGCCAAAACCCAGGGCAAAACCAUCCGGGAGUCCUUCAAGACGUUUGACAGUCUAGGCGCCAUUUUCCUGACAGUCACCGUCAGCUGCCUCAUCCUUGGCGUCAACCUCGGCGGCAACGUCUUUCCCUGGACCCACCCGGUGGUGAUCAGCAGUCUUGUCCUGUUCGUCGUAGCAGCGGCCUCUUUAUACUUCGUCGAACGAAAGGCGUACCUACCCAUCAUGCCCGUCAAGCUUUUGUCGACCAUCCCAACCGCGAACCUGAUGUUUUCCAACGUCAGCGGGGCCAUCGCCACAAACACCAUCAUCUUCAACGUCCCCCUCUACCUGCAGGCAGUCAGGCAAACGAGUCCCACCGAGUCCGGUCUGUUUCUGAUCUCGCCUCUUAUAGGCGGCACCAUCACUUCGGUUUCCGUGGGGUUCUAUAUCACCAAAACGCGCCGACUGAAGGGGCCCAUCACCGUCGGCACGGGCGCAUCCCUGAUCGGGACCAUUCUGGCUGCCUGUCUGAGGGGCGACACGCCAAAGUGGGCAGUCCCCCUCCUGAUUCCGUGGUGCUACACCGGGCAAGGCUUGUUCUUCCCCGCAACCACUGUCUCGGUGCUGUCGCUGCAUUCUCAGGACGAGCAAGCGGUGGUAACGACCACGCUAGGCCUGCUGCGCAACUUGGGUGCCAUCUUGGGCGUCGCCAUCAGUAGUUGGGUCCUUCAGAACGCGCUCCUGGUCUAUCUCUACCGCCUAGUCACCGCCCCGGACGAAGCGGCCAAGGAAGCCAUCAUCCGCACGGUCCGCAAGUCGAUUCAGUCAAUCGCCACCCUGGAUCCCCUGCACAAGGGACAGGUCAUUGAUGCCUACGCGCAGAGUAUUCGUGUCACCUUCGCGGUCGGCAUCAUUUUCACGUUCCUGAGUAUCGUGCUUGUAUGGCCCAUCUCUCUGCCAAGACUGAAGGGCCAAGACGAAAUGGACAGAGAGAACCCUGGUCUUUUGCCACCCGCCGCGGACGAGGAGGGUGUCUUCUCCGACGACGACACCGAAGAGGACGACAAUGUCAGCGAGGCAUCCCUGGCCAUAGCACGAACCACGUCGUCCAUUCACCGCACCACUACCAACCGAAGUGUUCGCACAGCAGGAUCGGGGUCGAGCAGGACAGUUCCGCAUGCGAACAGGCGGCCAAGUUUCACUCUCAAUUUCUAG
Capronia coronata CBS 617.96 is the source of this 1905-nucleotide messenger RNA. RefSeq lists its product as uncharacterized. The record is from RefSeq and is a predicted model, not a curated record. Gene Ontology annotation, biological process: basic amino acid transport; transmembrane transport. NCBI's taxonomy places the organism in Eukaryota, Fungi, Ascomycota, Eurotiomycetes, Chaetothyriales, Herpotrichiellaceae. The coding region runs from base 1 to 1905 and encodes 634 amino acids. The transcript has 2 exons. Gene Ontology annotation, cellular component: fungal-type vacuole membrane. Gene Ontology annotation, molecular function: basic amino acid transmembrane transporter activity.